Eurytemora carolleeae is the source of this 412-nucleotide messenger RNA. RefSeq names its product heat shock protein 23. Lineage: Eukaryota; Metazoa; Arthropoda; Copepoda; Calanoida; Temoridae. Gene Ontology annotation, biological process: response to heat; protein refolding. Gene Ontology annotation, molecular function: protein folding chaperone. The transcript is spliced from 2 exons. The record is from RefSeq and is a predicted model, not a curated record. The annotation marks the transcript as partial.
AAUAAUGUUUACGUUCCUAAGAUUUCAUGUUUCAGAAUCAAGGAUAAUGAGAAGGAGUUUGAGGUUAGCUUGGAUACAUCUCACUACAGGCCUGAUGAGAUCCAUGUACACGUGGAGAGGGACGGUAUCAGUGUAGAGGGUAGACAUGAGGAGAGAAGCGAGGAUGGUAAGAGACUUCUCACCAGACAGUUCAAGAGAAGGUAUACUAUCCCUGAAGGAACAUGUCCUGAACACGUGACCUCCAAUCUGGCAGCUGAUGGAGUACUGGUGGUGAAGGCUGUCAAGGGGAAUCCAGUUCAUGAGAUUCCAAUCAAGCAGUGCUGCAAGUAAUCCAUGGAUACAAUGGAUAUAUUUUAUAGAUUUUAAUAUUUUAAUAAAUAUUUAGACUGAAAUUAUUUUCAGUAAAAUAAUA